GAUAAACGUCGGAUGAUAUGCGGCGGGAGUUAACUCGAUCCGCACUCGAUUCACUUUUUCACAAAAAUGGUAUUAUUGUUACCGACGGAUGCACUGCAUUACAAUCCGUGAACUGUGUUAUCAGCAUAAUCAGCUGUGCAAAAGACCAAUAAAUAUUUGUUAAAUAAAAUGGAUUCAAUAGCUUUUUUUUUGGAUUUUAAUGAAAGUACAAACAAUGAUGCAAGACGAACCCGGAAAAAAGUAAGGGAUAAUGCUGUUGACGUGUUCCAGUUGCCGGAUGAUGUAUUUGUUAAGCAAUUCCGUCUUAAUAAGAUAGCUUUCCAAUAUGUUCUUAACAUAUUAAAGAGGGAAAUGCUUCCUGUUAUUAAAACAUGGUCGAUAUCGCCAGAGCUCAAACUAGAAGCCUGUCUAAGAUUUUUUGCUGAAGGGGGUUAUCAAAAUGGUACUGGGCAGGAUUUUAAUAUUGGCAUGGCGCAGUCCACAGUGUCCAUAGUACUGUCAGAAGUUUUAAAUAUUUUAGAGGCAACACUGUGCCCCAGAUGGAUAAGUUUGGCAAUGACCGAGACUGAAGAGCUUGAAGCCAAAAGAUAUUUUUUUGGAAAAACAAGAAUUCCCGGCAUAGUUAUGUGCGUAGAUGGCACCCACAUAAAGAUUUUGAAACCUGCUGGAGACAAUUCGCACCUUUAUUAUAAUAGGAAAGGAUAUUACAGUAUUAAUGCAAUGAUAAUAUGUGACCAUAAGCAGCGAAUAAGGUAUGUGAACAGUAGGUACGCAGGUGCAAGUCACGAUUCCUUUAUUUGGGAAAAUAGUGAGGCUUCAAGACAUUUCCAAACCAUGUAUGAAAAUGGACACAGAAGCACUAGAUUGUUGGGUGACUCUGGAUACCCACUUUUACCCUGGCUGAUAACGCCCUUCCGAAAUGCCGGAGCGAAUACACCCCAAAGCCGUUUCAAUAAAAGCCAUAGCUCGGGUCGCAAUAUUGUUGAACGCACAAUAGGUGUCUGGAAGAAUUGGUGUCGAUGCUUGCUCUCAGCUCGCCAACUUCAUUAUUCUCCGGAAAAAGUGGCUCAAAUUGUUAAUGUUGCGGCGGCACUUCACAACAUUCGGAUCCAUUAUAAUAUUUCAGACGAAUAUUUAGAAGGGGUUUUUGAAAGUGAAGAGUAUGAAAAUGGCGAGCCUGUACAACAUCAAAGGUAUACCAAUGAAGCAAACCAAAUCCGGAAUGAAAUGCUACACAGCUUUUUAUAAAGAAACAUUUUUUUGUUUUCAUUUAACGUACAUAAAUAUAUGUAUGUUUGUAUAUAUUUCUUAAGAACAAAAUAAAAACAGCCUUCUUGGCAAAUGUUGCACAUUAAAACUUAAACUUAAAAUAUAAAAGCCUUCUUGGCAAAUGUUGCACUUUAAAACUUAAGCUAAACAAAAUUUCUAAUUCACAGUCAUUUUUUAAGUCUCAAUUGCACAUUAAAACUUAAACUUAAAAUAUAAAAGCCUUCUUGGCAAA
Molecule: messenger RNA, 1501 nt
Organism: Anastrepha ludens (Mexican fruit fly)
Lineage: Eukaryota; Metazoa; Arthropoda; Insecta; Diptera; Tephritidae
Product: putative nuclease HARBI1
Exons: 4
Coding region: 169-1248 (359 amino acids)
Source: RefSeq, a predicted model, not a curated record